AUCUGUGUCAUCAACAUGUCUGUCUGGCUAUGACAUGCUUUUCUGGCAUUUCAACAGACCCCUAGGAAAAGUAAGAAUCUUAAAGUUGAUAACUUAUACCAAAUAAUAUCUCACAGGAUAGUUAUUGCAACUUAGUUAGCUUGCACUGUCUCUGAAACUCUGUGCUACUUUCUCACUCCUUUGUUCUUAUCUUUGUGAAAAAUUGAAGUAAGGAAAAACUCAGGCUGAGAUCACCUGGCGCUGGGUUCUUCGCUGCUACACCCGUGAACUGCUAACGUGCGCUUUGAAGCCAUGGGAGGGAGAGGCAGACCUAAGAAAAACCAGAUGAAGAUCUCAAUCAACGACCAUCGAUCAACAGAAGCGAGAAAUGCAGUAUUAGAAUUGUUUGUAUCACCAAAGGGAUACGAAUUGAAGAACCAACUGGAAAUUGUACUCCUAGGAGCAUACAGAGUGAGCUGAUCAAGGAGGAAGCAUAUCCAUCUAUAGAUAAAGGCAAAUCGAAGGAAGUUGAUGUUACACCUGUAGCUGUGCAAGCUGUAGGUGGUGGAUCUGGUAGCGAGAAAGCUCAAACACGAGGAAUGAAGCCGAUCAAAAAUGGAACAGUACUAUGCAGCUCAAGUACUGUUGACAGUGCGGAAAAUGGUGAGACAAGGAAUGAACAGAGGAAUCAGUCCCGGGCAAAUAUGGUGGUAGGUAACAAAUUGGCCAUGAAAGGUAUGAAUUUACAGUUCAUAGCUCCGAUAGUCCAAAACGGCGAGAAAAUAGCGAAAUUAGAAAUUGAAGAUGUUGAACAAGAAACUGAGAAAUUGAGAUCUGUUAUUGUCAUGUAUGUAAUUGGGGAAACGCCUACUAUUGGAGCAAUGGAUAGAUUCCUGAGCUCAGUGGAUAAGUUUUCAGUUAAGCCACAGAUCUAUUACCAUAAUGAAGGUUAUUUUGUGAUAAGAUUUAGCAAUUUGGAGGAAAAAAACCAGGUGUUAUAUUUUGGACCUCACACAGUCAACAACAGGCCUAUAAUCAUGAAAGCAUGGUCAGAAGAGUUCAAUGUACAAAAUGAAGUUCUGAAAACUAUUCCCUUAUGGGUGAGAUUCCCUAACCUACCUAUCAAUUGUUGGAGUAUGAAAGCAUUAAGAAAGAUAGGUAGUACAUUGGGGAAUCCGGUGUAUGCUGAUGAAUGCACUACUGGCUCAAUUAGGAUUUCUUAUACAAGAAUGCUAAUUGAAAUGAAUAUCACUAAACCUCUACCUAGGUCUGUGAAGCUACAAGACCCUAAGGGGAGGUUAAUCCUACAGGAAGUUACUUAUGAUUGGGAGCCAAAAUACUGCACAAAGUGUUUGAAAAUAGGACAUGAUUGUGCUGAGAUUAAAACAGCACAAUCACAACGGAUGAUUCAACAGCGGAAGGUGAUCAACGACAAGCAAGUUUGGCUCAAAAUAGAUAGAGAUAGUUGAAAUGAAAAGAAGGUGAAUGAACAACAGAAAUAACUGAGCCUACUCAACAGUCAGAGCCAGAAUCAAAAGACAAAGAUGCACAAAAAAAGGAUGAGGGGUGGAUAAUAGUCCUUGGAAAAUCAACAGCUAGGGGAGCUAAGGCUAAACAGCUUGAGGAGCAGAAAUUAGCUGGGAGCAAUGGAUUACAAAGCUUGGCAAAGGACCAAACACAUGAUGAGCCAGGUACAAGCAAAAUGCAGAUAAGGAGCCCAGAGGUGCAGGAACUGUAUCACCAUCCCUACUUUAUACCUGUAUGAGUGUGAUAACAUGGAAUGUUAGGGGGUUGAAUAAAACAUAUAAGCAAAAAGAGGUAAAGGAGUUUAUAAAAAGGAAUAAUAAAGCAGUCAUAGCAUUAGUGGAGCAUAGAGUAAAAGAGCACAAAACAAAUGAGGUGAUCAAAAAGAUUGCACCUGGAUGGAAAUGGGCAUCCAACACUAGUGCAAGUCAUAAGAGUAGAAUAUGGAUAAUUUGGGACCCUAGGAUAUAUACCUUUGAACCAGUGGAAGUAGAUGAACAAUUGAUACAUGGUCAAAUCAGACUUAUUUCAAAAGCAGUCACAUUUAGCUUUUCAGCAAUAUAUGGCCUACAUACUAUUAAAGACAGAUUGAAGCUAUGGAGCAAGAUGAGACAGAUUCAUAGUAUUCAGCAAGGUCCUUGGCUAGCUAUGGGGGAUUAUAAUGUUGUUUUACAUCCACAAGAUAGACAAUAUGGAUCUAAGGUACAAGAGAUGGAAACAAAAGACUUCAAGGAGUAUAUGAGUGACACAGGGAUGAAUGAAUUACAAUAUGUGGGAAGGAGUUACACAUGGACUAACCAUCAUACUUAUAGUAGGAUAGACAGGGGGCUUGUGAAUGCCAACUGGAUGAUGACAAUGCCAAAUGUGAAAGUGCAGGUCCUAGAGCCACUAGUAUCUGACCAUUCACCACUAAAGUUAGUGAUCACUCAGGCACAAGGAAAGAAGAGCAGGCCAUUCAGAUUUUUCAAUUGCAUUGCCGAUCACCCACAAUUCAUGCAACAAAUUGAGAUAGCUUGGAAAUAAAGGAGUACAAAAGGGAUAAUGCAGGUAGUAUGGAACAAUCUUAAAAGUACAUAUGAGGCAAUCAAAAGAAUAAACAUACAGCACUAUAAAGGGGUUGAUGAAAGGAGAAAGGAGAUUAGGAAGGAGCUACAGUCGGUGCUAGAGAAAAUGAGCUUUAGACUACAGAAUAAAGAGCUGAUUGAGAAAGAGAAAGCAUUGAAGUGUGAACUAGAAAAAUGGGGAAAGAUUGAAGAGAGUAUAUACAAACAAAGAUCUAGAGUACAAUGGUUGAAGCUGGGAGAUUCAAACUCAGCCUAUUUCUUUGCACAAAUGAAGAAUAAGAGCCAUUGUAAUGGAAUCCAGAGUCUAACAAAUGAUGUGGGAACUCAGCUUGUAAUGGAGGAUGAUAUAGAAACAGAAAUAUUAUGGUACUACAAGAAGUUACUGGGGUCAAGAGCUGAAAGUAUUCCAGCUAUCAACCCAAAUGUCAUGAAACUGGGUGCAAAAUUAAAUAGGGAUCAACAGCUUUAGCUUAUCAAGUCAGUAACCAAGGAAAAAGUAUGGGCAACACUUAAGGAUAUUAGUGACCUAAAAGCCCCAGGCUAUGAUGGGUUUAAUGCUAUGUUCUUUAAGAAAGCUUGGCAAAUUGUAGGAGAGGAUAUAACACAGGCUGUAAUGGAAUUCUUUGAAAUAGCUCAUAUGUACAGACCUGCCAAUUAUACAGCAAUUACUUUAGUCCCUAAAGUCAGGAACCCUGCUAAUGUUAAAGAAUACAGACCUAUCUCAUGUUGCACUGUAUUAUACAAAGUGAUUUCCAAGGUAUUAACUAAGAGGUUGCAAGGAGUUAUGGAUACACUAAUUGACAACACACAUUCUGCAUUUGUGCUUGGUAGAGUAAUUACUGAUAACAUUAUCCUGAGCCAUGAACUAGUGAAAGGAUAUGGAAGGAAAGGGGUAUCACCUAGAUGUAUGAUGACUCAAUUGAAUGGCCUUUCAUGGAACAGGUGCUGAAUGCUUUGGCCUUUCCAGACCAAUUUGUGAGAUGGAUCAUGGCUUGUAUGGAAACUGUUAUAUAUACAGUUAUGAUUAAUGGAGCUCUGACAAAGCCUUUUGAAGCCAAGAAGGGGUUGAGGAAAGGGGACCCAAUGUCUCCAUUCCUGUUUGUGCUGGCAAUGGAAUAUUUAACAAGGAGAUUAAAGACACUAAAUCAAAACCCAGACUUCAACUAUCAUCCCAAGUGUGCAAAGAUGCAAAUUUUGCAACUUGGUUUUGCUGAUGAUCUUUUAUUGUUUUGCAGGGGUGAUAUAGGGUCAAUUAAACUACUGUUCCAUUAUUUUAUGGAGUUCUCAAAAGCUGCAGGUCUGGUGAUUAACAAAAACAAGAGUUCUAUAUUCUUUGGAGGGGUCUCACAAGAUGCACAGGAGGAAAUCCUAAAAUUCCUAGGAAUUCAGAGAGGGGAACUGCCAGUAAGAUACCUAGGUGCCCCACUAAAUUCAAAAAGAAUAUCCAUAGUACAAUGCCAACCUCUAAUUGAUAAAACAGUGGGCAGAAUCACUUCAUGGACUGCCAAAUUUCUAUCCUAUGCUGGAAGGAUUCAACUGAUAAAGAGUAUUCUAUUCUCUAUCCAAACCUACUGGACACAAAUCUUUGUGCUCCCUAAAAAAAUCACAAAGCUAAUUGAAGAAAUCUGUAGAAGUUUCUUGUGGACAGGAGAAGGCAGUAUUUCAAAGAAGGCUCUAUUGGCAUGAGAGAAAGUCUGUCUACCCAAAUCAGCUGGGGGAUUUAACAUUAUAAACAUAGCCAUCUGGAACAAAGCUGCCAUAUGUAAACAAUACUGGAAUCUUUGUAAAGAAAAGAAGAAGUUGUGGAUACAAUGGAUGUACAAUUACUAUAUCAAAGAGACACAUAUAGGAAAUUCAACUGAAACAAACAUCCUGGAUAGUAAGUAAGAUCAUUAAAGCAAAGAAGACAUUUAUGGAGGCAGGAUUCAGCUAUGAUGAUAUUAUAAAGAUGAACAACUGUUCGAUAAAAGACAUAUACCACAGACUGCGAGGAAGAUUUGACAAAGUCAGCUGGAGAAGAGUCGUUUGUCACAACACAGGAUGCCCUAGGUGGACUUUUGUUCUAACUAUGGCAGCACAUGGCAAAUUAUACACGAGAGAUAGACUACAGAGUUGGGGAGUACAAGUGGAUCAAGAAUGUGUUCUAUACAAGCAAGCUAAUAAAACCAUAUAACAUUUGUUCUUUGAAUGCUCAUAUGCAAAUGCAUUAUGGAGCAUAUUGUUAGCACGACAAGGGAUUAAAAGAUCAGUAAAUAGAUGGGAUGAGGAACUAAGAUGGGCUGAGAAGUGGACUAAGAGGAAAACAGCAGCAGCUGAGCUAUAUAAAAUGGUAUUAGCAGCAACAGUAUACUAUUUGUGGCAAGAAAGGAAUGCUCGAACUUUCCAAGCUAAGACAAAAGGGUGGGAGUUAAUAUGCAAGAAGAUAAUACAAGAGUUGCAUUGUCCAAGUAGUAGGCAUACAGAGAAUAUCCUACAUAGCCUAGACUGGUAUCUGUUGCAAUAGAUAAGAAAUGUGUAAAUAAUAAGAAAAUGGGGAGGGGUGAAGUAUAGGAAAGCAGGAUCAUAUGUAAGGGUUUUGAUUUACUUAUAAAUACUUCCCUGGUAAUGAAAAAAGUUAAUUACCAAAAACAAA
This is a messenger RNA of Nicotiana tabacum (common tobacco), 5199 nucleotides long. Lineage: Eukaryota; Viridiplantae; Streptophyta; Magnoliopsida; Solanales; Solanaceae. The record is from RefSeq and is a predicted model, not a curated record.